AAUUUUACAGUUUGUUUAUAAAUACAGAUAUUUCGUCAUAAUUCCAAAAAAAGUUCCUAUAUUUAGGGCUAAACUGGAUGAUAUCACACGUUGCAGGUGAAUUUUUUCGCAUCGUCGGAGACCAACCCGAAAUCUUCCGCAAAGGGGAAGAGUAUUUCAAAAUUCGUCUCGCAACUUUGGAAUAAAUCUAGACUUCUUCAAUCAUUUGAACAUUUGUCAUUCAGCUUCUAGCACAGAUUUGUUCAAGCUUUCCACUAUUCGGAUAUUUCAAGAAUUUUUAGGGAAUAAAAACAUGAGGUUUUUCGUAUGGAUUUAUGCAUUCGUAGCAUCCUUGGUUUUACAAGAUACUGUAGCUUAUUUUGGGCUGACAUCAAAGGGACAACUGCGGGAAAUCAAACCGGUUGACCCAGAAGCUAUAUUUCUGGCAGGAGACACUAAAGAUGAAGUGUAUAUGUGGAGUGAAAAUGGAUACUAUACAGCACCGUCUAACGGAUACGAAAGAAUAGAUUUAAGCCCAAAGCCUGAUACUGAUUCAACGCAGUCUCGAGGUCAAAGACUUAAAAAAGACGCGGAGUCGAGAAAUACGAAUUCAGAAUCGCCUGAAACUGGAAUAUCAAGGGGUGAUACUGGAAAUCCAAUACCUCAUAUACAUCAAAACACAGAUGGGACUGCUCAAGGCGUCUAUGGGAAUACAGAUAUGAAACCGACAACUGGACAAAGACCAGAUCCACACACACGUCUCACUCCAUCUUACACCAGAAGACAUGCAGGACCACACCCCGGAUAUCGCAAUUUAAGGGUAUCUCAGUAUCCAAGACGCCCUUAUCAAGUUCCGCAGUUCAGGUACCCACCAGGAAUGUACAGAUACGGAAGAGACGGACUGAGAAUGAUAGCUUCGUCGCAAGGACCGCGUGUUACAAAUGGAAACCGACAAGCUUAUAGAAUGUUUGAUCAAGCGAUAUCCCCACCGGUACAAUCCGUUAAUAUUGAUGGCAUAGUUUCAAGCAAAGAUGGCUCGCAACCAGCUUACGAGCGUUAUCGUCAAAUAUCUCAGCAGCAGCGACCAGCGACUGGAAAUCCAGAUCUCCACCAAAGAUCUAGACAAGGACCAAACUAUCGGACUUCAUCGAGCAGUCGUAAUACUGAAAUAUCGGAUGUCAAUAUUUACCAACAAAAGAGAAUGGAGUAUGCGAGAAAACGAGACGUAAACGGCCGAAUCAAUCCGAUUAUGCAUGCAGUCCAUUCUGGAAAACACAUACAAGAACGAGAGAGAUCGCUUGCCCUGGAAGUCCCGGCAGAAUCUAAAACAGAAAACAAUGCCGAGUCAGGAGAUAUUGAAAUCAAACCUUUGUUUAGGUCUGAAGACAUCCCAUCUACCAUGACAUUUAUGGGCGUGGACGAUAAAGGGCACGCCUAUGUAAAAGUAAACGAAGAAAUAGAUGCCUCAUCGUUUUCAGCGGCUCUUCGAUCCGACGCAGGAUCUCGCGCAACUGAUUUACCCCCAAUGGUGCCAUCGGCAGAUAUAAACCGGAGGAAAUCGAAAAAGAAGUGUGACGAGAUUAAAUUGACCAGGAAACAAAGAAAGUUAUGCAAGAGAGAUCCUGGCCUCCCUCAAGUUCUACACGAAGCUACGGCAACAUCAGUGGCAGAAUGUCAGCAUCAGUUUCGAUUUGAACGUUGGAAUUGUACAACUGGGAAUACGAGAAUACAUUUACUUUCUAAAGGUAACAAAGAAACUGCUUUCUUGUUUGCCAUAUCCUCAGCAGGACUUACACAUUCAGUGGCUCGAGCUUGUGCUGAAGGAUAUUUAGAAAGAUGUUCAUGUGAUGAAACUUAUUCUGAUCAUGUAAAUCAAGAAGCAUGGAUGUGGGGAGGAUGCGGUGAUAAUGUACACAGUGCAUCAAAAUUUGUCCGACAAUUUCUUAAACCAAAAUCAAGAAGCCGAGAUAUAAGGGCGGAAGUUGAUAAACAUAACAGCGACAUGGGUAUAAGGGUAGUGAGACAGAGUGUACAAAAAACGUGCAAAUGUCAUGGUGUUUCUGGAUCUUGCACAACAAAAACUUGCUGGCGAAAGGUUGCUCCGUUUUAUGAAAUUGGACAAAAAAUUAAGGAAGCUUAUGAUAGAUCAGUGAAGGUUGGUAGUAUAAACAGUGCAGAUGGAAAACCAAAGCUAAUUAGACUACGUCGCAGCAGAAGAAACAGGCCAGAACUACGGCCAAGCGUUUCAAACUCCACCAACGUCAGUGCAAUGUUUGACACUACGUCUACCAGUGACAUUUCUGGCGACUCAGGCAACAUAUCGAGAGUUGGUAGGCCACGCCUGAGGGUUGAACGGAGACGGAUCGAUAUAGGCGGAGUGAGAGAAAAUCCGCGAAGUAAUGAACUAGUAUAUCUCGAGAAAUCACCACAGUAUUGUAGGCGUACGCGAUUUUCUCUCGGCACAAAGGGAAGAUUAUGUGAUAAGAAUACGAACUGCGAUAAAAUUUGUUGUGGACGUGGUUACACAACACAUAUUAGGAUAGUUCGGAGAUCAUGCCAAUGUGAAGUUCGAUGGUGCUGCUACGUUGAGUGCAAAACAUGCACGGAGAAGAGAGAGAUCCACACUUGCAAAUGAUGAUCGAAACGAGAGGACACCAGUCAUUCUUUUAGUUUUGGCUGAGCGUUCGCAUUAGGCGGAAACACGUGCAAGGUGUGUCAUAUGUGCGACACUUCGAGAACGUCGUCACUGUGGUAUGGGUUGGUCGAAACGACCUGAAUGGUACGCUCCUUGGACUGACUCCACAAUUCGUCAGAAUGUUACACUAAGUUUUCACUAGACCCAAAAAUGUCCAUUCUUUGAAAUUUUGCACUAGAUAUUGAACAUUUUGCACAUUGCGUUGUGGUGUAGAUGGUGGUGUUCAUUCCCGAUUUCUUAUUACGCUACUACUGUUCUGUACGAAACGCUCAUUCAUACUUGAAUGAGAAGAAGUUGAGAGUGCGCAAAAAGAAUAUAUAUGAGCAAAAUAUUUUAAUAACAAUAAUUGCUUUCUCCGGAAAGUUUCCGUAAAAUAUUGAAAAAAAAGCACGACCAUUUACGUCUAGCAGCUUGUGAUGCAGUAUUUCGUAUGCAGUAUUAUAUUCCAACAAAACAGAAGUUAUGAUAAUCUCUAUAUUAAAACAAUCGAUAACACCAAAAUUAAUAAUUAAUAAUUAGCAAAGUACUAGUGAGAUUGCUAUCACAUUACAACACAAUCGAAUAGGAGUUUUUUUUUGCUUGUAAUUUAAAAACUAACCUUGUUGUUGGUUAGUGGGUAAUAAUUCAGGAAUACCCAAAUUUGAUUUAAUGAAUUUUAUCGAUAAAGUUGUUUUCUGCUCGACUGAAUAUUAUUCUAUUGAAUUAUUCUGAUCAAACAAAACACUUUUGAUGUUUUAUUAAAUGACUAUAGUUUUUGGAAUAUGUUCCUUUUGCAAAAUUUUCUGUAUUUUAACAUUUUUUGUGCUUUGCGUAUAUUUUAUUUAUUUAUUUAUCAUAUUUUUUCAUAAACAUUUCCAUUGUCACAAUAAAGGAUAAAUCACAAACUUUGUUCCGAAAGCAUUUUUAAUGAGUACUUCGGUAUAAAGUGUGUUAGCCACAAAUUCAGUUUUUUUAAAAAUUAAUGAACUUGAAUAUUCAACAACAUCAGCGAAUAUAUACAUAUAUAUAUAAGAUGUUUGCGCACACACUCUUUCGGGCGCUCCAGAAGUG
Messenger RNA from Styela clava, 3724 nucleotides. RefSeq lists its product as uncharacterized. Gene Ontology annotation, cellular component: extracellular region. Gene Ontology annotation, molecular function: cytokine activity; frizzled binding. Gene Ontology annotation, biological process: neuron differentiation; cell fate commitment; canonical Wnt signaling pathway. The record is from RefSeq and is a predicted model, not a curated record. Lineage: Eukaryota; Metazoa; Chordata; Ascidiacea; Stolidobranchia; Styelidae.